Phaedon cochleariae (mustard beetle) is the source of this 2521-nucleotide messenger RNA. NCBI's taxonomy places the organism in Eukaryota, Metazoa, Arthropoda, Insecta, Coleoptera, Chrysomelidae. The record is from the annotation of a GenBank genome assembly.
AGUGUAGUGAAAUCUGUUUACGACGGUUUGCGAGUAGUGGGUAGGUAGAUAAUUUCAAUGACAAUAAAUAUUGUGGUUCGGUAGACCUCAGAAAGUGAUACAUAUGAUAUUGAUUCAACCCAACAAUAAUUGUCGAGCUGUUUGUUAUUUGUGCCAGGUUGUUUCCAAACCAAUUGGUCCUCGUAUUGGUCAAGAUGCAACAAGCUGUUGUAACCAAUCUGAGCAGGUUAUAAUGGCGUCUCCAGACGAAGUCCAGAAGCAAAGCAAUAGACUCAGAUUCAAUGGGGUCUAACGAAUCGAUAUCCACAGACUCUUCGGCAAACCCACAAGGAAACCUUACAAUGGAGGGACAUCAUCCAGAAUCGGGACCAGAAUCAAUCAUCGAAGAAAUAGAUUGCAGUGGUGAUAGGACAGAAACCAGUUCGCGACCAGUCAUCACUGAUGGCGAAGACUCUGCAACUGAAAGCCUACCACCUUCCGUCGGAGAACUCACUGAAGAACCUCAUGAUAGGUCCGAUGGAUCAGACUCUGGGUUUGGUUGUGAUGUGAACGAAGAACGGCCACAAAAGAGUCAUACGCUUGUCGAAAAUAACUGUGAAGUUUCAUUCCUGUAUAAAUUGAAUGAAGGUACUAUAACUAACAGUCAGUUUGAAGAGUUUGCUAGUCAAGUGAAUAUAACUCCUGCGAUUGAAUGUGAAGGACUGGAACAUAAUUUAGACCUGAAAGAUGCUGUGGAAGACAUAGGUGAUAUUUUGAGCGGCGCACAGUUGAAGUCAGGCCUUCCUGGGAAAAGCAAUCUCAAAAGAAAAUUAUCCAUUGAACAUAGCGACGAACCGAAAGUGAAAAAACGGCGAGGAAUCACAUUCGACAGCGUCACAGUUUUUUACUUCCCUAGAGCCCAAGGUUUCACAUGCGUCCCAUCACAAGGAGGGUCUACCUUAGGCAUGGGGGCACAACACACCCAUAUGAAAAAAUUCACUUUGGCCGAACAUGCUGUGGAGCAACGUAGAAUCCACCGGCAAUUGUUGCAGCAAUUGAGGACAGAACGGAAUGCCUCUACGGGGAACGUGCCCUCAUCUAGUGAAGAAAGUGACAGUGAAGAUGAGCCCAGUGAUGCUUCUGAAUCUGAAAUGGACCUUGACAACUACUAUUUCUUGCAGCCUGUACCAACUAGACAAAGAAGAGUGUUACUGCGAGCGGCUGGCGUGAGAAAGAUAGAUGCUCUAGAAAAAGACGAAUGUAGAGACAUAAGAACUUCUAGAGAAUUUUGUGGCUGUGGAUGUAAAGGUUACUGUGAUCCGGAUACAUGUUCUUGUAGCCAGGCUGGUAUCAAGUGUCAGGUGGACAGAUUGAAUUUUCCUUGUGGUUGUUCACAUGACAACUGUGGAAAUACUAGCGGUCGAAUAGAGUUCAACCCUGUAAGAGUCCGUACUCAUUUCAUACAUACUCUGAUGAAGCUAGAAUUGGAAAAACAAAAAGAGGAAAUGAAAUCAGAUAAGCAGUCAACUAGCUGGAUGGAUAAUGAGAGGCUAACUGGGAAUGACAAGGAAACUAUAUCAAGUAGUAAAUUAGGUGUUAAUAAAUUCAAUGCUAAUUUGUUGAGGGACAUAAACUUAGGGGCUAAUAUUGAGGUGGAGAACUGUGUACACAAUGGAAACUAUACAAAUCUUCAUUAUGGCUAUGCAAGAGAGAGUUCUGGUCAGGUAAUGAACAGCACCACGACUUUUUCCAACCUUCCCGAUCGUGCGGAUUCUUUGGAUUUGUAUUCUUUCAGGGAGAAUUGUUACGUCGACGAAGAAAGUACAUCGGCCGAAAGGAAACAUCCUUUAUCGCCCACCCAAGGAUUUCAAUUUCCCGAUCCUAGAUUCACUGAUGUCGAUUUUCCGGACAAUCCUCCCCCCUACUCCACGCCUCCUACGAAUCAAUACUCGCAGCCUUACCAGAGCGGCUUCAACGACUUCACGCCAGCAUUUAAUACCUACGCCGCUUUGUAUGCGCCUGAAUUCGGCAUUAAGCAGGCCGAAGGGAGUUUUCAGCAGAACUCUAGCUAUGAGAAUUAUUCGAAUGGAAACUCUGCAUCUGGAAGCACAAUUUCUAAGGAGAGCCAGUAUGCAAGCUUGAUUCCUGUCGGGUGUAAUAAUAAGAAUGAAACGUUUACUGAUCUGCUGAAUGGCAGAUUCGGCAGUUACCCGGGAUAUGGAGAGGGAAACAACUGCAAUAACUCUGCGACAAGUGAAGACUCGAGAAUGACAAACGGUGCAGGAAGGGUAGGAAAAUUCAAAGAAAAUUCUGAGAACCCUCCAAACAUCACCAGCUCCGAGAACUGCGAGGAAAAUUUCGGGGAAAUAAUCAAAAAAUCUAUAGUAGAAACUGUUUCUGCCUGAAUUUAUUGAUAACUAUAAUAUAUUACGUUCCAUAUUAAUAUUAUUAUUAUUAUUAUUGAAAAAAUAUAUUGAAAUGUAGAUAACAUUAGAGUAAAAAAGUGAUGUUUUAAUAAAUGUUGUGCAUAUAGUUUUAUCGG